AUGGCACACCACAAGGAACACAACCCUUCUAGUUCCUCAACGACACUUCAAGACACACAAAACACCGACAACACUUCAGAUCACGACUACGAUGCCGAAAUCCACCAAUUAGCUCGAAGAAUCACCAGCCAGUCCGCGACAUCUGGCCACGGUCCUUUAUUCCCUCUCGGCGAAAACACCUCCCUCGAUCCCGAAAGCCCUCAUUUCAGUCCCAAGAAAUGGGCCAAAGCAUACCUCAAGACGCGCACCGCUGCCGCAGACGGAAACACUCCCCGAACAGCCGGUAUCGCCUUCAAAAACCUCGACGCAUUCGGCUUCGGCCAAGCCACAGACUUCCAAGAUACUCUAGUCAACAUCUUUCUCAAUGCCACCAGCGUUGUGAGAAAGAUUGGCGGGUACAAGGGUCAGCGUAUCGACAUCCUUCGAAACCUCGAUGGUCUUGUUGAAGCAGGUGAGAUGCUUUGUGUUCUGGGUCCUCCUGGAUCUGGAUGCUCUACCCUACUUCGCAGUAUCUCGGGCGAAACACACGGCUUCCACCUCGGCGAUGACACAGUUCUUAACUAUCAGGGCAUCCGACCGGAGCAGAUGAAGAAGGCUUACAGAGGCGAAGCCAUCUACACUGCCGAAGUCGAUCACCACUUUCCUCAUCUAACCGUUGGCGACACACUCUACUUCGCUGCCCGUUGUCGCUGUCCACCAAAGGACAAGCUUCCCCAUGGCGUCACUGCACGAGAGUAUGCCGAGCAUUUGCGCGAUGUCAUCAUGGCCAUGUUCGGUAUAUCGCAUACCAAGAACACAAGGGUUGGCAAUGACUUUGUACGCGGUGUCAGUGGUGGCGAACGCAAGAGAGUCACUAUCGCAGAGGCAGCUCUUGGUUACUCACCUUUGCAGUGCUGGGACAACAGCACACGAGGUCUUGACAGCGCCAAUGCCGUCGAGUUCUGUCGUGUCCUUCGUACACAGGCUGACGUUCUCGGUAUUUCGUCCUGCGUUGCUAUCUACCAAGCUCCUCAAAGCGCUUAUGAUCUUUUCGAUAAGGUCGUCGUUCUGUACGAGGGUCGCCAGAUCUUUUUCGGAAGAACAGGUGACGCGCAGGCCUACUUCGAGGACUUGGGCUUUGUAUGUCCCGAGCAACAGACCACAGCCGACUUUUUGACAUCAAUGACCAACCCUGUUGAGAGAAUCGUUCGUCCUGGGGCCAAUCCUCCUCGUACUUCCGACGAGUUUGCUCUCGCGUGGAAGAACAGUCAAGCUCGAUCCAGACUCGUCGACGAGAUCGACUAUUACGUGGAACAACACCCAUUCGACGGACCCGAUCUCCAACGAUUCUCCGAAUCACGACGACUCGACCAAGCCCGUGUCCAACGCGAGAAGUCACCUUUCAACCUUUCCUUCUGGCAACAGUACACAAUCAACCUCUGGAGAAGUGUCAAGAUGCUCGUCGGCGACCCAAGCAUCACCCUCACCAUGCUCGUCACCAACGUCUUCCAGGCCCUGAUAGUUUCCAGUAUUUUCUACAACCUGCCGCACAACACAACCAGUUUCUUCCGUCGCACAACCCUCCUGUUCUUCAUUGUCCUCAUGAACGCUUUCAGUAGUGUUCUCGAGAUCAUGACUCUCUAUGAGAAGAGGAAGAUUGUGGAGAAACAUUCCCGCUACGCCUUCUACCAUCCCAGUGCUGAGUCGCUAGCAGCUAUGGUCACCGAUCUUCCGUACAAGGUGACCAACGCGAUUCUGAUGAACACGACAUUAUACUUCAUGUGUAAUCUUCGUCGCGAGCCUGGUCCCUUCUUUUCAUUUUUGCUCUUCUCGUUCGCGCUUACGAUGUGCAUGUCAAUGAUGUUUCGCUUCAUUGGGUCAUCGACCAAGUCCAUCUCUCAAGCAUUGGCGCCCGCGUGUGUCAUUCUACUGGGUUUGGUCUUGUACUCUGGGUACGCCAUUCCAUCAGCCUACAUGCAUGACUGGCUUGCCUGGAUCCGAUGGAUCAACCCUGUGUUCUAUGGUCUCGAGAGUGUGUUCUUGAUCGAGUUUCACGGCCAAGAGUAUUCUUGUUCCAGUUUUGUUCCCAGUGGAGCUGGUUACGAGAACUUGAACUCUGGAGAACGUGUCUGCAACAUCGCUGGUUCUGUACCUGGACAGUCCUUCGUCAGAGGUGAGGAUUACCUACGGACCUCAUUCGGUUUCGUCAACAGCCACCGAUGGAGGAACUUGGGUAUUCUCAUCGUGUGGGCAUUCUUCUACAUGGCUCUCCACCUUUUGACAACCGAGUACGUGGCUUCUGAGCGCUCCAAGGGUGAAGUCUUGGUCUUUCUCCGUGAGUCCCUGCACAAGGUCUCUGGCAAACGUGCCAGCGAUGAAGAGUCCGGUUCCAGCCUGCCCGUCGGCAAACAAGAGGCUCCUGGUAACUCGAGCGAGAAGGUCGAGGUUGAGAGACAAACAUCUGUCUUCCAUUGGAAUGAUGUCUGCUACGAUAUCAAGAUCAAGGCCGAAGAACGCAGGAUUUUGGAUCACGUUGAUGGUUGGGUCAAACCUGGUACAUUGACAGCUCUCAUGGGUGUUUCGGGUGCUGGCAAAACCACCCUUCUCGAUGUUCUCGCCAGCCGUGUCACUAUGGGGGUCGUUUCUGGUGAAAUGCUUGUCAACGGUCACCAACGCGAUUCUUCCUUCCAGAGGAAGACUGGAUACGUCACCCAACAGGAUCUGCACCAGGCCAGCUCAACGGUACGAGAAGCUCUUCGAUUCAGCGCCAUCCUUCGACAACCGGCCAAGUACAGCAAGCAGGAACGUAUUGACUACGUUGAUACUGUCAUUUCGCUACUGGGAAUGGAUGCUUAUGCUGAUGCCAUCAUUGGUGUUCCUGGUGAAGGACUCAACGUUGAACAACGUAAGAGACUCACCAUCGGUGUGGAACUUGUCGCCCGACCACAACUUCUUCUAUUUCUCGACGAACCUACCUCCGGCCUUGAUAGCCAGACUUCGUGGUCUAUCUGUGAUCUCAUGGAGACAUUGACCAAGAGCGGUCAGGCCAUCUUGUGUACCAUCCACCAACCCUCAGCCAUGCUCUUUCAACGGUUCGACAGACUUCUUUUGCUUGCCAAGGGAGGUAAGACUGUCUAUUUUGGCGAAGUUGGACACAAUUCGCAGGUCUUGAUGGACUACUUCACUCGUAACGGAGGACCGGCUUUGCCUCCCAAGGCCAACCCUGCUGAGCACAUGCUUCACGUCAUUGGAGCUGCUCCAGGUGCACACAGCGACAUCGAUUGGCCUGCUAUCUGGAGGAAGUCACCCGAGUAUGAGUCUGUGCAGAGGGAGCUUCAAUCGCUCAAGUCUGAGAGUCUAUCCGGUCAAGCACAAGCUUCGGCUGGUGAUGUUUCUGAAUACAAGGAGUUUGCGUCUUCAUACCCAACUCAAUUGUGGGAAGUGACCAAACGACUGUUCCAAGGGUAUUGGAGAAACCCUCAGUACAUGUACUCCAAGGUUCUUCUGUCUGUCGGCGCUGCCCUUUUCAUCGGACUCUCGGUGAUGGACAGCAGCAACACGAUUCGUGGACUUCAGAAUCAGAUGUUUGGUGCCUUUCUGUUCUUGACCAUCUUCUCUCAGGUAUCUGAACAGAUGAUGCCUGUCUUUGUGGAGCAGAGGACUUUGUUUGAGGCUCGCGAGCGCCCUUCAAAGACGUACUCGUGGCAGUCUUUCAUGUUUGCCAACAUUACUGUUGAGGUUGCCUGGAACUCGUUCAUCGGUGUCUUCUCCUUCAUCGUCUGGUACUAUCCCAUCGGCCUCUACCGCAACGCCGAGUGGACGAACCAGGUUGACUCACGUGGUAUUACCAUCUUCCUCCACGUUUGGAUGUUCUUCCUCCUCGCUUCGACAUUCACGCACAUGAUCAUCGCCGGUCUUCCCGAUUCCGACACCGCAGCGGGUAUCCUGAACCUGAUCUUCAUCAUGAUGUUCUCCUUCUGCGGUGUCCUCGCAGGUCCCGACAUCCUCCCUCGUUUCUGGAUCUUCAUGUACCGAGUCAACCCUUUCACUUAUGUCGUUGAGGGUUUCCUCGGCACGACGCUUGCGAACGCGCCCGUUACAUGUGCUGCGAAUGAGAUUCUGGACUUUAAGCCCACGAACGGAUCGACUUGCAACGAGUUCCUCUCUUCCUACAUUUCUGAGCAUGGUGGGUAUCUUGAAAGUGGAAGUGGGAGCAGCACUACCGAGUGUCACUACUGUCCCAUGGCCAAUACGAAUUCGUUCCUCAAGUUGAUCAACAUCAACUUUGACAACCGCUGGAGGGACUUUGGGUUACUUUGGGUUUAUGUCUUGUUCAAUUGUGCUGCUGCUGUUGCUAUUUACUGGUUAGUUCGGGUUCCCAAGAAGAGCAAGAGCAAGAAGGCGUAG
This is a messenger RNA of Fusarium venenatum, 4386 nucleotides long. Its product is annotated as ABC-2 type transporter-domain-containing protein. Gene Ontology annotation, cellular component: membrane. Gene Ontology annotation, molecular function: ATP binding; ABC-type transporter activity; ATP hydrolysis activity. Gene Ontology annotation, biological process: transmembrane transport. Lineage: Eukaryota; Fungi; Ascomycota; Sordariomycetes; Hypocreales; Nectriaceae. The record is from RefSeq and is a predicted model, not a curated record.